GGGAGGAGCCUGCGCCUGGCCCGCGGCGGGGACGCAAAGUGAAACUCCUGGAAGUUGCGGGCGCUCGGGGAGCCGCGCCGGGCCGCGCGCCGAUGGCUCUGAGCAAGGCGCUGCGGCUGCUCCGGCGGCUGGAGGCCUCGGGGGAAAGCAGCGUCCUGCUGGAGGCGCGCGGCCGCAGGGACUGCCUGCUCUUCGAGGCCGGCACGGUGGCCACGCUCGCCCCGGAAGAAAAGGAGGUCAUUAAAGGCCAGUACGGGAAGCUCACCGAUGCUUACGGCUGCCUAGGGGAGCUCAGGCUGAAGUCCGGUGGCACCUCCCUGAGCUUCCUGGUUCUGGUGACAGGCUGCACAUCCGUGGGCAGAAUCCCAGAGGCCGAGAUCUACAAAAUCACCGCCACCGACUUUUACCCUCUCCAGGAAGAGGCCAAGGAGGAGGACCGCCUCGCGGCCUUGCGGAAGAUCCUCAGCUCGGGGGCCUUCUACUUCUCCUGUCCCAACGAUGGGUCUUGCUUCGACCUCACCGUCCGAGCGCAGAAGCAGGGCGACGACAGCUCCGAGUGGGGGAACUCCUUCUUCUGGAACCAGCUGCUGCACGUGCCCCUGAGGCAGCACCAGGUGAACUGCUGUGACUGGCUGCUGAAGGUCAUCUGCGGGGUGGUGGCCAUCCGCACGGUGUAUGCCUCUCACAAGCAGGCCAAGGCCUGCCUCAUCUCCCGCAUCAGCUGCGAGCGUGCCGGCGCUCGCUUCCACACCCGCGGCGUGAACGACGACGGCCACGUGUCCAACUUCGUGGAGACGGAGCAGACGAUUUACAUGGAUGAUGGCGCGUCCUCUUUUGUCCAGAUCCGAGGCUCCGUUCCGCUGUUUUGGGAGCAGCCAGGGCUUCAGGUUGGCUCCCAUCAUCUGAGACUCAGCAGAGGCCUGGAGGCCAGCGCCCCUGCCUUCGACAGGCAUAUGGUGCUUCUGAAGGAGCAAUACGGGAAGCAGGUGGUCGUGAACCUGCUGGGCAGCAGAGGCGGAGAGGAGGUGCUCAACAGAGCCUUUAAGAAGCUGCUCUGGGCUUCCUGCCACGCCGGUGACACGCCUAUGAUCAACUUUGACUUCCAUCAGUUUGCCAAAGGCGGGAAGCUCGAGAAAUUGGAGAACCUCCUGCGGCCCCACUUGAAGCUGCACUGGGAUGAGUUUGACGUGUUCACCAGGGGCGAGAAUGUAAGUCCACGUUUUCAGAAAGGCACUUUGCGGAUGAACUGUCUCGACUGCCUGGACCGAACCAACGCAGUGCAAAGCUUCAUCGCCCUCGAGGUCCUCCAUCUGCAGCUCAAGAGCCUUGGGCUGAACUCAAGGCCCAUCGCUGACCGCUUCGUGGAGUCCUUCAAGGCCAUGUGGUCUCUGAACGGGCACAGCCUGAGCAAGAUGUUCACAGGCAGCCGGGCCCUGGAGGGGAAGGCCAAGGUGGGCAAGCUGAAGGACGGGGCCCGGUCCGUGUCUCGCACAAUCCAGUCCAACUUCUUCGACGGGGUGAAGCAGGAGGCCAUCAAGCUGCUGCUGGUUGGCGACGUCUACAGCGAGGAGUCUGCGGACAAGGGGAGGAUGCUGCUGGACAACCCAGCCCUGUUGGUGACUCCCAAGAUCCUAAAUGCCAUGUCGGAGCGCCAGUCGGAGUUCACGAAUUUCAAGCCGGUGCAUGUGGCUGUGGGCACGUGGAACGUGAACGGCGGGAAGCAGUUCAGGAGUAACCUGCUGGGCACGGCCGAGCUGGCCGACUGGCUGCUGGACACGCCCUCGCUGUGCCGAGUCGCAGGACCCCCGGAUGACACCGGCAGCCCAGCUGACAUAUUUGCCGUGGGGUUCGAAGAGAUGGUGGAGCUGAGUGCGGGGAACAUCGUCAACGCCAGUACCACCAACAGGAAGAUGUGGGGUGAGCAGCUCCAGAAGGCCAUCUCGCGCGCUCAUCGGUACAUUCUCUUGACUUCAGCGCAGCUGGUGGGCGUCUGUCUUUACAUCUUUGUGCGUCCACACCACAUCCCCUUCAUCAGGGACGUGGCGAUCGACACGGUGAAGACGGGCAUGGGCGGGAAGGCGGGGAACAAGGGCGCCGUGGCCAUCCGCUUCCAGUUCCACAGCACCAGCUUCUGCUUCGUCUGUUGCCACCUGACAGCCGGGCAGUCCCAGGUGAAGGAGCGGAACGAGGACUACAGGGAGAUCACCCAGAAGCUGAGCUUCCCCGUGGGAAGAAACGUUUUCUCUCACGAUUAUGUGUUUUGGUGUGGUGAUUUCAACUACCGCAUUGAUCUCACGUACGAAGAAGUCUUCUAUUUUGUUAAACGCCAGGACUGGAAGAGGCUUCUGGAAUUUGAUCAGCUACAGCUGCAGAAGUCAAGUGGAAAAAUUUUUAAAGACUUUCACGAGGGCACCAUCGACUUUGGACCCACCUACAAGUAUGAUGUGGGCUCCGCUGCCUACGACACCAGUGACAAGUGCCGCACCCCCGCCUGGACAGACAGGGUCCUGUGGUGGAGAAAGAGGUACCCUUCCGACAGAACAGCUGGAGAACUCAACCUUCUAGACAGCGAUCUGGACGCUGGCACCCAACUCAGACACACCUGGUCUCCUGGUGCCCUCAAGUAUUACGGCCGGGCAGAGCUGCAAGCGUCUGACCACAGACCUGUGCUGGCCAUCGUGGAGGUGGAAGUGCAAGAAGUCGAUGUGGGGGCUCGGGACAGGGUGUUCCAGGAAGUGUCCUCUUUCCAGGGCCCCCCGGAUGCCACGGUCGUCGUCAACCUGCAGUCACCAAGCUCAGAAGAGAAGGACGAGUUUCCUGAGGACGUGCGCCUAGAGCUCAUGCAGACCCUGGGGAAUUACGGCACAAUCGUGCUUGUCAGGAUCAACCGAGGGCAGAUGCUCGUGACUUUUGCCGACAGUCACUCAGCGCUCAGUGUCCUAGAUGUGGACGGAAUGAAGGUGAAGGGCCGAGCCGUGAAGAUCAGACCAAAGACCAAGGACUGGCUGAAAGGUUUGCAAGAGGAGAUCAUCCGAAAGCGGGACAGCGUGGCCUCCGUGUCCCCCACGGCCAACUCCUGUCUGCUGGAGGAGAACUUCGACUUCACGAGUCUGGACUAUGAGUCAGAAGGGGAUAUUCUCGAAGAUGAUGAAGACUAUCUGGCGGAUGAGCUGAGUCAGCCUGUGGUCUCAGACAGUGAUCCAGGGGGAGACGAGGUCUCCACUGCCCCCGGCUCCACCUCCGCGGCACCUCCCGCCAGGUCACCAACACUCGCCAAGAAGAAGCAGCGUCCAACCUACAAAGAUGAUGCCGACCUGGUGGAGUUAAAGCAGGAGCUGGAAGCAGUUGGGGACUUCCGCCACCGCUCUCCAAGCAGGUCUCUGUCGGUUCCCAGUCGGCCUCGGCCACCUCACCCACCGCAGAGACCCCCCCCUCCAACUGGUUUCAUGGUGAAAAAAUCAGCCUCGGAUGCCUCCAUCUCCUCUGGCACCCACGGGCAGUACUCGAUUUUGCAGACGGCAAAACUCCUGCCGGGAGCCCCUCAGCAAGCGCCCAAAGCAAGGACUGGGAUAAGUAAGCCUUAUAAUGUCAAGCAGAUCAAAACAACCAACGCUCAGGAGGCGGAAGCAGCCAUCCGAUGUCUCCUGGAAGCCAGAGGAGGUGUCCCAGGAGAAGCCCUAAAUGCUCCAGCCUUGAGGGACCAGGAAUCUUCCAAACCAGAGCCCACAGCGGGGGUGGCGCCUCUUCUGCCCCGUCGGCCCGCCCCCAGGGUUCCUGCCAUCAAGAAACCAACCUUGAGGAGGACAGGAAAGCCCGCGUCACCGGAAGAACAGCUUGGGCAUCAGGCCGUCCAUUUUACAAUCGGGCCCCCGGAGUUGAGCCCUGACACCCCUCCACUAGCGACAGUCCCUCCGGUUCCCAAACCGAGAACGUUUCAGCUGCGGAAAGGUGCCGCCAGGAAGGCCACUCCGGACGAGGCCCCGCCCACUCCGGAGGCCCCGCCCACUGCCACCCCGCCCACUCCGGAGGCCCCGCCCCUCGUGCCGCAGGUGCCCCCACGCAGGAAGAAGUCGGCGCCAGCGGCCUUCCACCUGCAGGUGCUGCAGAGCAGCUGCCAGCUUCUCCAGGGGCUCCCCUGCAGCGACGGUUCACCCACAGCCCCACCUGCUGGGGGUGCGCUAUCUCCACAGCCGGCUUUCCUGGGCAUUUCAUCAUCACCUGCAAGCCCCGAGGCUGAUGGCACCACGGACAGAAAAUCAGUGGGUGCCCCCCUUCUCGGUGACUAUCAGGAUCCCUUCUGGAGCCUCCUCCACCACCCUAACCUGUUGAAUAAUUCCUGGCUUUCCAAGAGCUCCGAUUCCUCGGACUCGGGGACUGGGAACCUCGGAAGGGUGCACUCAGCCCCGUUGCAAGUCAGUGCCUCACCAGCCCAGGAGCCGCCCCCGGAGCACAGACCAAAAGACUUUGGUACCUGGGUGACAAUCAGUGACAAGGACAAGAGAACGGUGCUGCAGGUGUUUGACCCACUGGCGAAAACCUGACGGGGAAUCCCAGGGCCGCUCCUCCGCAGGAUGCCUGCCUUCUCCCCUCGGCUCCACUUUACAGGGGGAAGGCCCACUGCCCUUAACCCCACGUGGAAAGAGGCAUUAGUUAAAGGCACACUGAAAACACAUGGGUACUCCUGUGUAGUUUACAAAACUUGUGUCUCUUCCUCCAUACGAUUAUUAUUCAGCCACCAAGAUAUGUUUUAUUGCAGACUUGAGCAUGUUCUCUCUCCUCUCAGGGUAUGAGAAACCUCCAGGCAGAUUCAGCCUGUGGAUUUUAGGAAAGGAAACCUAGCCCAUAAUGCCCAGGAAGCUCCUUCCCACCGAAUUUUAAAUGAUUGUUUAAAUUAUGUGUGUAUGUGGUGUGGUUUUUAGAAAAAUAUUGUUUGCAGCUUACAGAUUUGGAAUAACUUUUUGGUGACCCACUGAAGGUUGAUGUGUACAAGAUUACACUAGAAGGUGGUUGGGACCAUUGUGAGCUGGACCUGGCCAACACCAGGUUAAAAAAAAAAAUACGAGAGUAGGAAGCAGCAAAUAGGUCCACCAAAAGACAAGACUGUCAUUCCCAGCAGCCCUUGUGUUUGUUAAUGUACAUGUAUAUUAACCACUGUGGUGUGCAGGUCUUAGGGGAGAUGGUGGCAUUCCCUGGAUCAUCUAGCUUCACCCGAGCUCCAGCUGGCUAGAGCCUCCUGUACCAUGUCUUAGACUUGGCAUGUCCCAUGUCUUAGACUUUGCAUGUCCCAUAAAUUGCUGCAGUCCUAAUCUCUGGUGUGCUACUCAUUGUUCACACUCUCUAUUCCCUAUUGAAUAAAACCUCAUGGACUUCUC
This is a messenger RNA of Capra hircus (goat), 5372 nucleotides long. It is a transcript of the gene SYNJ2, whose product is annotated as synaptojanin 2. Gene Ontology annotation, molecular function: RNA binding; phosphatidylinositol-4,5-bisphosphate 5-phosphatase activity. Gene Ontology annotation, biological process: phosphatidylinositol dephosphorylation; brain development; synaptic vesicle endocytosis. Lineage: Eukaryota; Metazoa; Chordata; Mammalia; Artiodactyla; Bovidae. The record is from RefSeq and is a predicted model, not a curated record. The transcript is spliced from 27 exons. Gene Ontology annotation, cellular component: perinuclear region of cytoplasm; presynapse. Bases 93 to 4541 code for a protein of 1482 amino acids.